Messenger RNA from Terrapene triunguis (Three-toed box turtle), 2000 nucleotides. Its product is annotated as MFS-type transporter SLC18B1-like. The transcript is spliced from 14 exons. NCBI's taxonomy places the organism in Eukaryota, Metazoa, Chordata, Testudines, Emydidae. The record is from RefSeq and is a predicted model, not a curated record. Gene Ontology annotation, molecular function: transmembrane transporter activity. The coding region runs from base 75 to 1457 and encodes 460 amino acids. Gene Ontology annotation, biological process: transmembrane transport.
AAUACCGGGGUAGACAGAGGGACGUAAUAGUCUGGUGAAGCUACAUUGGGCUGCGGUAUCCAGGACCCCUUGCUAUGGGCAGCCAGGAAGCAGAGCCCCAGGAGACUUUGCAAACCCCAGUUCUAGAAAAUGGCAGACCAGAAGUUCCCCGUGAAGAGUCAAGUAGGUUUACCAGAGAUCAGCUCUUCGCAAUGGUAGCAACAGCUUGUUUGAACUUCAGUUCAAUGAUUUGCUAUUCAAUCCUGGGACCCUUUUUUCCAAGAGAGGCAGAGAAAAAGGGUGCCAGUGAUACAGUUGUUGGACUGAUUUUUGGAUGCUUUGCUUUAUUCAAUUUCUUGACUUCUUUAAUAUUAGGCAAUUAUCUUGUACAAAUUGGAGCCAAAUUCAUGUUUGUGGCUGGGAUGUUUGUCUCGGGAUGUGUUACAAUUCUGUUUGGUUUGUUGGACAAAGCACCUGAUGGACCAGUAUUCAUUGGUUUGUGUUUUCUGGUUAGAGCGAUGGAUGCCAUAGGCUUUGCUGCAGCAGUGACAGCUUCAUUUUCUAUUCUUGCAAAGGCUUUUCCCAAUAAUAUAGCUACAGUAAUGGGCACUCUUGAAAUUUUUACAGGGCUUGGACUAGUGCUGGGCCCACCUAUAGGUGGCUUUUUAUAUCAGUCCUUUGGCUAUGAAGUCCCUUUCAUAGUGCUAGGAUGCUUAGUGCUGAUCCUGGUGCCUCUGAACAUGUACCUCUUACCAAAAUACGAUGCAGUCGCUACCAAGGAAUCCUUCUGGAUGCUCAUUACUCUGCCAAAAGUUGUAUUUCUCUGUUUUACUAUAUUUUCACUAAGUGCAUGUUUAGGCUUUCUGGAUCCCACUAUGUCACUGUUCGUUUCAGAGAAGUUCAAAUUACCAGCUGGUUAUGUGGGGUUAGUAUUCCUAGGUUUGGCACUCUCCUACUCCCUGUCUUCACCAUUGCUUGGGUUUCUAAGUGAUAAAAUGCCACACCUGAGGAAAUGGUUGUUAGUCUUUGGGGGCUUACUGACCGCACUGUCCUUUUUCCUGUUAGGACCUGCUCCCAUCUUGCAUAUUGAAAGCACACUCUGGAUGUUUGUCCUAAUGCUGGUUUUGACUGGCUUUUCCCUUGGGAUGUCUGGUAUCCCACUGUUCCCUGAGAUGCUGCAUUGUGCUUAUGAGAAUGGAUUCGAGGAGGGGUUAAGUGUGUUGGGACUGGUGUCUGGGCUCUUCAGUGCAAUGUGGUCACUUGGAGCUUUUGUAGGCCCAACAUUAGGUGGAUACCUAAAUGAGAGGCUGGGGUUUGAAUGGGCUGCCGCCAUACAAGGAGGAUGGGCGUUAUUAAGUGGACUAGCUAUUGGAAUAUUCUAUAUCAUAGAGGCCUCACGAAGAAGAAGGAGAUCCAAUUUGCAGACCCCUCUGGGCACAAAUGAAGAAAGAGCUCACCUAUUGGCUAGUGAGACAUAGCCAGGAAUAAUUCUGGAUCAACAUUCUUCUUCUUCUUUUUUUUUUUUUUUUUUUUUUUAGUUAACUUAGUGAUGAGAAGAGUGGACUUAACAUCCAAACAGUGUUGCAUAAUUCUAGAGCUGAGGGAGCCACUUCCCAUAAUGCAUAACACAUUGUGGAUUAUUUGUAAUGGCAACAUAUUGCCACAUUGCUGUUCUGAUGCCCUAUUUAAAUACUGCAUGCCUUUCUUUUGGAUAUUCCUACUGUGGAUUGGUUGAACUGGUAAAUCAGAUGUCAGCCUGCUUAUCUGUGUUCACGGUGUUCACAGUGCACUGAAGAGAGAUUUUGCACAAUGUGAAAGAAUUGUUUCAGAAUGUUCUGUUCUUGUACUUGAAUCUGCUGGGGACUAUCCCAGACCGUCUGUCACUACCAUGUUUUAUUGUAAUGUGCAUUUUCCUUUUUAAAAAAGGAAAAGAAUGGUUAAAAUAUCAUAUCUGAUAACAUUAGAUAUUCAAAGGGAAUUUGAAAUAGUGAAACAGUGAGCGUAAUACUCUGUUAAAUAAA